UAAGCCUCCAAGCCGUCCUAUUGAACAUACGCCAUGUCGGACCUUGAUACCCACGCCGAGUUUCUGGACUUGUGUCAAGAAAAUAAGGAAAAGGCAAAAGGCUAUAUCCAAUUCCGCCAUGCUUUAUCGCCACAGAACCCGAAGGCCCGUUUCCCCGGAUUUCGCCAGGGAUUGACAACUUUCAAAGCCGGACAGCAGGUGCAAAAGGGCGCGAAGCCAUUACCCAUAGACAUUGUUAUGCACGAGAGUGUGCCUAUGGUUCUUUCGGACGGUACCAAGCUGUACUGCGACAUCUUCUUUCCAGCGGGUUAUGAGAGUCUUGAUGUCGUAGAACAGAGCUGCAAAAUCCCUGCUUUGGUGGCAUGGAGCCCGUAUGGCAAGCAGAGGGGCUGCGCUCUGUUAGACGACUUUCCAUUCCGUGCCGGCGUUCCAAAGCACUGGGUAUCAGGCCUCCAGAAAUGGGAAGGCCCCGAUCCUGCAGUCUGGUGUACAGAGGGAUAUGCAGUGGUAAAUGUUGAUACCCGCGGGGCGUAUACUUCCGAGGGUGAUCUUAUGAUGAUGGGACACCAGGAGGCUCAGGAUGGAGCUGAAUUUGUAACCUGGCUGUCGAGGCAGCCCUGGUGUAAUGGAAAGGUUGGGCUCACUGGAAACAGUUGGCUGGCCAUGUCUCAGUGGAAGAUUGGAAGUCUGCGACCUGAAGGCCUGGCUGCACUCGCACCGUGGGAAGGGCUACAAGACAUCUAUCGUGACAUUAUGUGUCAAGGAGGGAUCCCAUUCACCGGUUUCAAUGACUCCGUCGCCGACACACUCUCCAGCUACGGGAAGCUGGAAGAUGUUUCUGGAGUGGUCAACAGCCAUCCGCUCUGGAAUGAAUACUGGGAGGACAAACGAUCCCAGUGCGCCUAUAUAAAUGUUCCUACGUACGUGGUGGGCUCAUGGACAAACCCAAUCCAUACCCCAGGGACACUACGAGCGUUCAGGGAAAUCCCUGAAUCGGUUCCAAAGUGGCUUCGGGUGCACAAUUCUAUGGAAUGGCCCGACUACUACGCUGACUCGAGUUGCCGUGACCUCAAGCGGUUUUUUGAUUGCUUUCUAAAAGGUACCGUGGAUAAUGGCUGGCUAGCAACACCUAGGGUGCGGCUCAGUAUCCUGAACUUUGGACUCUCUGAUCUGGACGACACCGUGAAUAGGGCAGAGGUCGAGUGGCCACUGACUCGGACGAGGUAUCAAAGGUUGUAUCUGACGCCUGAUCGGAAUAUGGUCCGGUCUGCUCUGGCAUCACAGGGUCGAGUUUCAUACGACUCAGGGACUGGGAAAGCCACAUUCCGACACUGUAUAACCCAGGAUAUGGAAACGACGGGAUACUUUCGCGCGCGGUUGCUAAUAUCCUGCUCAGUCGAUACUGACAUGGACUUGUUCGUUCAAGUGUGCUGCCUGCGUGGCAGCCCUCCAUAUAGACAGGGCGUUCUCACCAUCCGGCCGGAUAACAUUCUAGUGGUCAAACUGUUGAAGCUGCUGCAUGACUGGCACUUUGGAAUGCAUCAAUUCGGUAUGUUAUUUCACUGGGGCCCAAGUGGCCAGCUCAGAGUUAGCCAUGGCCAGCAUCGUAGUGAGCUGUCUACAUCGUUCGACCCAGUUUAUCAACACAAGGGAUGUCUUCCCCUGACGAAGGGUGAAGUUCGAGCUGUGGAGAUACCGCUACGUCCAUACGGCAUGUAUUGGAAGAAAGGGGAUGUCAUGGAGCUCACGGUGUCUGGAAAUCCGUUACUUCCAUUUCCGAUCCCAGGUGUCAGGCAGGUACAGGGCAGAAAUACUGGGGUUCAUACCAUCCACUGCGGUGAUAGAGGGGAGGAGAGCUCGUGUCUUAUUGUCCCUUAUGUCUAG
Messenger RNA from Aspergillus versicolor CBS 583.65, 1884 nucleotides. RefSeq lists its product as uncharacterized. The coding region runs from base 34 to 1884 and encodes 616 amino acids. Gene Ontology annotation, molecular function: dipeptidyl-peptidase activity. The transcript has 5 exons. Lineage: Eukaryota; Fungi; Ascomycota; Eurotiomycetes; Eurotiales; Aspergillaceae. The record is from RefSeq and is a predicted model, not a curated record.